This is a messenger RNA of Lymnaea stagnalis (great pond snail), 7552 nucleotides long. NCBI's taxonomy places the organism in Eukaryota, Metazoa, Mollusca, Gastropoda, Lymnaeidae. The record is from the annotation of a GenBank genome assembly.
GGAAUUUGGAUCCGGUUUCGGUUUCUGUAAAUAUUCCAAAAUAUUGACUCAGACAGGUUGUUGACAAAAAGUAAAGGAAAGGAAGUACAUUUUGCCGGUAACUUAUGUGUUUAGCGAGUGUAAUUAUUGGCCUACAUACACCGGCUUUUUAAAAAAUCGAUAUUUGGCUAAUAAUAGAUUUGAAGCAAGUUGGUCGCUGCUAGUGCUAGCAUAUCACAGUAUCAGUCAGUCAUAUCAUAUCUAAUACUAAUAUUAUCCGAAUCUGAUCUACGAUAAGGUAAGUAAGUAUUUAAGUAGCAUAUUCUUCAACGGCCACGUUCUAAGUCGAAACUAAUAAAUAAUGACUUACUACUUACUGUUAUUAUCAUAACUUAUAAUUUAUAAUAGGCUGUACUUUUUAGUGUCUUAUUAGUCUUACUUAGGUUACACUUGCCUUUAGCCUUUAGGCUUUAUUUCCUCAUACUCAUAUUACUAUUACUAUUAUAAAAAUUAUUACUGAGCAGGCCUAACUCCACUUAGACUUAAGUUUAAGUCUAAAUUGGCACGUAAUUGUGAAUAAUUGUGUUAGUAUUAUUAUUAUAUCUAAUUUUACUAUUCUUAUUUUAACUUUGAAAUUGAAGUUGAUUAAAAUUUGGCCAAGUUAUAUUUUAUUAAUUUUUACUGAAGUAUAAAAGUAAAGUUAAAGCCUUAUGACUUAUGCCUUAUACUUAUAAUAAACUAACUUAUACUUGACUUAUUAUAUAUAAGUUGAUAUAACUUAAUAUAAGUAUAACUACUUAUAUUAAGUUAUAUCAACUUAUAUAUAAGUAUAAGUUAUAGUAUAUCCUAUUUUAACCUAAAGUUAAAGUCUAAAGUAAAGUUUUAAGUUAAUUUAUUUGAGUGUAAGUGUAGGCCAGGCGUAUUAAUAUCAUAGUCAUAGUAAUAAAAACACAUAUCAGAUUUUAUUUGCCAUGCCAUGGCCAUGGCUACUACAAGUAGAAAAAGAAGGCCAAUGAAAAUAUUUUGAAUUGCUCCUGAAAUUCUGCAGUAAUUAAGUAAUUAUGUUAAAUAAGGUCAUCUCUACUUCAAAAUAUUAACACAUGUCAUCAAUAUUUAUUUUAUAACUCAGUAAAUAAUGCCUCUCCCGGAUGGUGUCAGAUUGCCAGUUUCUAUUUAUGAAUCUGUGAGUUCUAAGGAUGUUGUCAUCCCUGUCAAAGAAUCAGUGGCCAAAGUAAGUAAUUAGGCUGUGGCUAUUGGUAGUAAACUACCAGUAGCGUCUAGAGAGCUAUUGGUACUCCACUACUGUAGCUUCUAAGCAGCUAUCGGUAGUUUACUAUUAAAAAAAUCUACAAACUGGUGAUAGACUGAUGUAGUGCAAUAAUUAUUGGUAUUCACAAUUUAUUUUUGUUUACAACACUGAAAUCAGUCUAAAGUAUGAAUGCUGCCAAAAAAACAUGUGCCAAAAUUUUUUAUUGUUUUCAUCUAGUCUCAUAAAUUCACUCCAAUCGGAUUUUCAAGACAUAAUACACUCGUUUUUCUUUCUUUGUAAAUACUUUAUUUUAUUUAUUUAUCACUACUAAGGUUUUCAUCAAAAUUAUGUGCAGUUUAAAACAUUGAUUCUGCAUGAUCUGCUUGACAUAAAGAAAUAAAUAGUAAAUUGUGAUUCCUAGACAUUAAUUGAUUAAUUUGUGUUUUAGUUGCACACUAUACCCAAUGAAAUUUUUUAUUUGUAGAUUAAAAUAUCGAUGUCUUUAUAAGUUAAUGAGGGCUCAUUUAUGUAAAUAACACUCAGAAGACAAUUCUCCCAAAAACAGAAAAUCAAAAGCAGAGCGUGGGGGGAGGGGGGGGGGGAGAGGGGGGUGGAUGUUGGUUCAAGUGACCAUGUUCCUAAACAAUGAUUGGCCUAAGCUUAUUUUAUCAUACUUAAAAAGCCUAAUCACGUUAUUAUACAUUUUCAUUUAACUAAAGUAAAAAGAUUUUGAUUUUAAGAUGCACACUUUGUAUGCAGUAAAACUUCUUAUGGUAAUUAUUUAGGCCUGUAUUUUAAUUUAUAAUUUUAAUCAAAACAAUUAGCACACACAAAUGUUUACAGCUGGAUUUUAUUUUUACUGCACAUCUUACUUUGGCCUUGGCCAAGAAGGAGCUGGGUACAAAAAAUUCAGACUAUAAUCCCCUUCCCCCCAGUAUCAUACAUUUAUCUAAGAUCUAUUUCAGGUCUAUAUUAUAAAUUAUACAGCAAUAUAGCCAAAUCUGAGCGUGGGGAAGGCUACAGCAGAUAGAGUUAAAACUUUUAAAACAGUACUGUAGAUUUUAUAAUUAGUGACUAGUACAAACUACAAACUAGUAAUAAAUGAACGGGCCAAUACUUCGCCAGCCUCAUUGGAAGCGGGUAUUUAAAGCUCAGAUUUUUGUUUGAUUUGAUUGGCUGGACUACCAAUAGCUCUCAAGAAGCUAUUGGUAGUUUACUACAAAUAGCUCCCUGACCCUAACUAGAAGCUGUAGGUAGUAAACUACCACUAGACACUUUCAAGUAAUUAUUCAGAGCAUUAGAGCAGAAGUUUAAAAGUUGGCUUUGACUCCAAGCUCCGGCUCCAGCUCCGACUGUGGAGCAGCUUCAAAUAAUAAAACAAAUCAUAAUAAAUGUACAUAUAACAUAGUAAAACAUUUUUUAUUAUAUUUAAAGGAAAAUAACUUAAUUAAGUAUAAUAAUUCUGGUAUAACUUUAAUAAUCAGCAAAAUCUUGAUUCAUCCUGAGAAAUAAAGUGAGUUAAAUUAUCAAAAUAUAAAUAAAUUUAAAGAGCACAUAAUAACAUUGGUAGUUGGAAUAGAAGAUUUUCUAUGGAGCUGGAGCCAAAUAUGUCAGCAAAUAUUUCGGCUCCGGCUCUGCUACAAGUGAAAACACUAGCUCCGGGCCGCUCGGGCUCCAAAGCCCUGUAAUCAUUAUUAGUAAUUAGUAUUUCCUUUUGUACUUGCAUAAAAAAAGUAAGUAAGUAAGUAAAAAUUAGCAGUUAAUUAUAGUUUCCCUCUAAAAGUUACCUACUAGGAAAUAAGAUUUGAAAAAUUCAUUAUGGGAAAGUUGAGUGUAAAAACGAAUAACUAGAUACUACUAAAUAUUUCAAGACAAAUAUUUUAAUCUGUUUAAGUUCCAGACCAACAGAUAAAUUUACAAGUGAGUCCUUAUCUCAACACCCCCCAUCAUAUCCAUAACCCCUGGCAACAACUUAAGUGUCUUGCACGCUGAUUUCCUGGAGACGCUAGCUCAUCUGUUGACUUCUGCCUAGCACUGAAUUUUUCCAGGGUAGACCAGGGUGGCAGGAGAGUCCUAUGUUAUGACCAUGUUAUAUGGCACAGCCUAGCAGAUGGAGCUGUUUGCCAGCAUACUAGCCAGAGCUUUAAGAGUGUAGGAUCAAGCCUCAACUAGUAGAUGUAUAUUAGUGUCUUGGGAAAAAGUAAGAUAUUUAAAGGACAAAAACUGAGUCAGUACCAACCGAAGCAAAAUAUUAGCAUGCUUAAUUAAUAUUUCUAAUGCCAUUUUCCAAAUUUUAUUUGACACAAAAGUAUAAACCUAUAUUAUUAAAAAUUAAACAUUACAAAUGCUUAGAAGAAUACAUUGUUGUUAUGUAUUUUAUUACAGUGGCAGUAACAUAUCUAAAUUAAUUGAAAUUUUGUGAAGGUUAUAUUAAGUACCGGUAUAUAUUUUUAAAUUAUUUAAAUUGAUGCUGGUAAAAUACGAUUUAAAAACUAAUAUACCAGAAUCAUCUUCUUUUUUAUAUUCAGUUGAAAAGACAGUUGAGUUUUGGACCACUUGAUGUAGUUAAAGACUGUCCCAUGCUCCUCAGAUAUCAGGAUGGAACCUUGCAGUUUAUUCCUGAAGGGGAGCACUUUGGUGAUCGACUUGUUCAGGCAAAGGAGAUCAUUGUACUGAGUGACAAGUGAGUCAUUUUGUUUAUAGCGACUUUCCUUAUUGAAAAAAAAAAAUGAUUGUGGAGGAGAGCCAUGAGUGUCCAUCCCUAUCACACCCCACCCCACACCAGCCUGGAGGAAAGCCGGCUUAAUGCUUUGUGAGGAGCUAGGGCAGCGGUUCUCAACCUGUGGGUCACGACCCUUUUGGGGUCAAAAGACCCUUUCACCGGGGUCGCCUAAGACCACCGGAAAACACAUAUACCCUACAGUUGUGAGUAUCAACGAAAAUUAUUUUGUGGUUGGGGGUCGCCACAUGAGGAACUGUGUUAAAGGGUCAUGGCAUUAGGAAGGUUGAGAACCACUGAGCAAGGGCGAAACCCACGGAGAUAAAUUUUAAAAAUGUAGAAUUAAAAAGCGAAAAACAAAAUCAAAUUGUGAAACACAGAAAAUUGUAAUAGAAUGUAACGAGCGGUUUAAGACUCCCCACCCACCCCUUAAUUAGAAAAAUAUUUAACAAGCUAGAAACAAGAAUAAGAGGAAAAUUGGAAAUUAUAGUGGUUUUUUAAAAAUAAUUUGGGUACCAUAUAUUACAGCAUACAAUGAAAGAUUUGCGAGAAAUGAUUGGUAAAAAUGUAACUUAAAGUUCGGGAUUCUCAUUACAUGUGAAUUAUGUUAUACACUGUAAUAAUGUAAGGUAAUCUUUAGCAGAUGUUGAGUUUUUAAUCUUUUGAUUCAUUUCAGACAUUUGAAUCAUCAAAAUUCAGCCCAUCACAUCACCAGUGACCAGCCAUGUAAGCUUGCAUUCAUUUUAGGAUACAGUAAUUCAAAUUCUAAUUAGCAGAUUAAUUCAAUAUGAAGAAUCAGUAAAAAUUCUAAUUUUAAUAAGUUUUUUUUGUAGCCUAUUUAUAUAUUGUGCCCGGGCAGUUGUUCGGGAUGAUGGAUCUCACUAAAUUUUCUAACGUUCUCCAGAUGCCUGGUUUGAUGCCCUUCCAGAGCUGACAAAAAAUACCAGGAUGACGCCGGGGAUUGCAUGUCUGAUCUCCAACUGCUUCGGGGAAUUCUGGGAAAGCGUUAUCCAUCGUCUCGGCUACACCCCCCAGAAUAUUGAGAUUGAGCUCCACAAUGCCGAGAAGAAUGUGUGCAGAACGAUCACCAAUUUCCUGACCAAGUGGUCAAACAGGGACCCUCAGAAUGCCACGCUCGGUGCCUUAAUGGCACAACUGAAACUGAUUUCCAUGAGUGGGUGCACUGUAAUAAACUGGGAGCGUCUCCAGCAGCUUGUUAUGGCUUUAGGGAAGUAAUCUGUAGACGGCAAGGUCACGUUAUGAGUUCACCACGGUGACCUUGAACUGCUGACCUGGAACUGCUGACAAGUUUCAGUAUUAUAUUUAUGUUAUGCGUUGCAUGCCUUUCAAGAGAACUGUUGCUCUUUACACAUCAAAAUUCUUAGCACCCGUUUUGGGAGACACAGAUUGGAUUUUGUAAACGGACUGGCCGUUAAUAACUAACAGUAACAUGUGUUCAGAUAACCGAGUUCAAUUGGGAAAUACUCCUUUGUUGCAAUCAUGAUAAAACUUAAGAAUUGUUAUCGUUGAGUUAAAUGAGAUUUAUAAAAAAAUUUUUAAAAAGCCUGGCCUUCCUACUUACACAGAUGUUUUUUAGCUGAUUGGUGGAAACAAAAUAGAACUUAUACUGUACUUAAAACUAUAAUUCAUGAUGUCACACCGUCUAAGUCAGUCAGUUGCCUGUUUUCACAUUGACAAGUUGAGUCAUAUAUUUUUUUUUAUUUUUUUUUCAAAUAUGUUAUAUAUAUAUAGACUAUAUACUAUAUUCAAUUUGAUUGUGUUCAUUUUUUAAAUUUUAAAAAUUGAUGUCCAUUAACACAUUUUGUAUCAGUAAUUUCCCUUUUCAACUGUACACAAAUUUUUGAAAGCUUUGUCUCUACUAUGAAAUUUACGGUUGUAGUCGGGGGGCAGUGUUGCUAUGCAGUUCUUCUUGGCAGUAAGUCUAGCUGCAUGACAGGUAAGCCUUAUGCUGCCAAUGUCCGAAAGGACUAGGCUAGAAAAAAAUUUUCUAAUAGAAAUAUAAAAUAAAAAAGCAAAAACUUGUCACCAAUGCUGGUGUGUGUGUGGGCGGAACUGAGUUAAAACCCCCGCCUGUCUCAUUUAUAGUAUCCUAUUAUAUGAAUUCCAUUUAUUUGAUAUCAUUGAGCCAGCACCUAUUUCCCUUCCGCUCUUCAUUAAAUUUUUGUUCACAUCUCUGUGCAUUUCUGGGAUAUGGUUUUAUAAUAUAAGUACAUAGUUUUAUCAUCUUAUCUCCAUUAUUUUUUUCCCGCAAAAAAGUAAUUAAAUGUUUACUAAAUAUUAAAGCUGCUAGUCUAAAUAAAACUUAUAUCUUUCUAGGCUAGUAUGAUGCUUAAAAUCAUAUGGCAGCUUUUUAACGAUGUGACCUGGUAUAAAAUGGCUUUUAGCAGGGCAAAAACCAGGUUGAAAGAAAGACACAGAUCUUGCAUUGUUUAUUUUUCAUUAUUAUUUUAUUAAAUUGUCAUCAGAGGAGGAAAAUUAACUAGUCCUGGUACCUGCAUAAGUUUUAAAAACUAAAGUGUUUUCCAUCAUGAAACAUGAAACUAAAGGUCAUUCAAUUGACUAUCAUCAUUAAAGUUCUUGGAUAACGAUACCAAAGAGUUAAUAAUCAAUUACUAUUAAUACUUAUACUAAUAAUUUAUUGUGAUUUUCAUGCUUUUAAAAAUAUUUUGUUAUAUUAUUUUUUAUUUUUUUUGCCUAAUAAUUUUGAUAUUCAUUUGAAUUUUUUAAAUAAAUUUAGGGCCUAAAUUUUCGAUUGUUUUGUACUUUUGCAGAAAGCUGUUUAAAAAAUCUAACUAAUUAUACAAGGAAUUUUAAUAUUUUAUUAAAAUGUUUCUGUACUAGACCUGAUGAUCGUAAUCGUAUUCAGACAUCCACUGAGCUUCACAUCUAUUUUAUGUGGAGCACAGCUCAUCUAAAGUGAUGGAGUAGACAAAUACUAAGGCUUUUACAAACUGUGUUCCAUUCACAUGAAAUACCAGAGGAAAUUAUGAUAUGACAACAGAGAUUUUAAGGUGAUUUUCAUAGUAUAUGUUAUCAUGCAAAGAGUUGAUUACAUAACACGUUUUAUUUGGUGGGCAAGCUGAUAAAAACAACACUGGGGAAGACACAUUUCUUUGUCCUGGCAUGCCCCUGGUGUGUCCUGGUUUGUCCUGUUGUGUCCUGGCUUGCCCCUGAUGUGUCCUGGCUUGCCCCUGAUGUGUCCUGGCUUGCCCCUGGUGUGUCUUGUGUUUUCCCUGGUGUGCCUUAGUGUGGUCACGGCUUACCCGCGUGUGGCUUACCCGCGUGUGUCCUGGUUUUCCCUGAUGUGUCCUUUCAUGACUGCACCACCACAGUGGUUCUCAUGUUUCAACAUGUGACAGGAACUUAUUUGAUUUUGGACUUCAGCAUUGUAUAAAAUGUAAAUAUAUUUCAUGUUUUAAAAUCUUUAAAACUGAUAUAUUAUCCAGCUAUAUCCCAAAUGUCACAAUUUUUAGAUUUAAAAAAAUAUCGUUGAUGUCGGAACUUUUGUAUAUGCCAUGUUGUUAAGUAAGGCCAUACAAUGAAACACUGCGAUUUGUACAUUAAAUUUUUACAUUUUACAAGCA